Hyaloscypha bicolor E is the source of this 537-nucleotide messenger RNA. RefSeq lists its product as uncharacterized. The record is from RefSeq and is a predicted model, not a curated record. Lineage: Eukaryota; Fungi; Ascomycota; Leotiomycetes; Helotiales; Hyaloscyphaceae. Bases 1 to 537 code for a protein of 178 amino acids. The transcript has 3 exons.
AUGAAAGCUCUCUGCAAGUCGAUCCUCAAGCUCGAUGUCGACUUCGAAGCCCCGAGUGCACCGACCCCCAAGAUUUUUGCGAGUCCGGGGCCGCUAGAUCGAGGCCGACAGUCGUUUAAUAGGAUAGGACUGCAUGGACGCAAGAUAAUAUCUUCGGAGCUGAAAGCGCGCCGAUCCAAGAGGUGCGCAAGACCUCAUUUUCGAACCUAUUCGGAGCGUAUCAUCUUACUCAUCAAUCCAACAUGUCUGCAAGACAUCCACCUCGAACUCAUCUUCGGAGCUUCAAGCACACCGAUCCACCGGCGACCUGCCAACUCUCAGCCUGCGUCCUUUGGCCUAUCUUCAUUGACCUCAGGACUCAUAAGACGAUCUAAUUGGACUCCCCUCAAAGGUGUGGCAAGGCUUGCAGAAAUCUGCGGUCAGAGUUGCAGUGAGGACGGAAGCUGGGUGGCGCUUCUCGAUCUCUAUUUUCGCCCCAAAUCGGACAUCAGACAUCUCAAGCCUCCUGGAUUUUCGUCAACUGAUGGAUCGUGGUAG